Clunio marinus is the source of this 1905-nucleotide messenger RNA. Lineage: Eukaryota; Metazoa; Arthropoda; Insecta; Diptera; Chironomidae. The record is from the annotation of a GenBank genome assembly.
AUGAAAUCUUUUAAAUUUUUUGUCAUUAUUUUAUUUGUCAAUUAUUCGCAUUCAUUUUCGGGUGGUGCUGGAAGUGAUUCUUGUACAACAUUGGUACCAAGACAUGGCAGUCAUCAGCCACAAACAUCUUCACCACCUUUCCUAAUAGUUUUGUCAACAACAAGUAUUCAACAGGGUCAGAAUAUGACAAUAACUCUUGAAAACACAACGCAAACUUCAUCGUUUCGUGGUUUCAUGAUUCAAGCAAGAACUGUUGCAGCAACACCCCAAAUCAUUGGAACAUUCUUUGUAAACGGUCUCGUGAGACAUGUCACGUGCAGUGAUGUUCCACUUGGUUCUGUGGCAACUCAUACGAAUGCAAAACCGAAAACAAAAGUUGACUUAACGUGGCAAGCGCCAUUUGACAUUUAUGGAUUAAUAAAUUUCCAGGUAACAAUGCUAGAGAACAUUCAAACUUUCUGGACUGGAAUGUCUUCAGAAUUUGUAACGAUUACACAAGAUCAUGAUAGAACUACGACAUCAACAGAAAUACCUUCAUCUGACCUGUACAAAGGAUGCGGAAGUGAAAAGGUAUGCUUUGGUAGUCCAAGAGGUUGCGUAAAUUCAGAAAACUGCAAUAUGUUUGGUGCUGUUAAACAUAAUGAUGAAACAUUUGUGUUUGAAAUUUUAUCGCAAAGUAUGGAUAAUCAUGAAGAUGGAAUGUCGUAUGUUGCAUUUGCACUUUCACAUGACAAUAGAAUGGGCAGGGAUUCUGUUAUCGAAUGUGUGAGAGAAAAUGAUGUCGUAAGAGCUUACACUUCAUUUACAAUCGUUGAACCAUCGCUCUUUGCUUCACAAAGAAUUCCGAAUCAAAAUAUAAUUCGAUUGAUUGAGUCACGUAUUGAAGACAAUAAAAUUUAUUGUCGUGUCGAACGCGAGAAUUAUUCAAUAAUCGAAAGUGAAAUAUUUGACUUACUGAACGAUAAACAAUUUUUGCUUCUUGCAAUGGGUACAGAAUUAAGAACAAAUUCGAUUGGUUCACAUGGAGGCUUGCGGGAAGCAUCAGAAGAAGCUGUUUUAUUAACGCAACCAAGGAACCUUGAAGCUGGUGGUGCUCGUUUAUUUAUCAUGCUUCAUGGAUCUUUCAUGAUAGUUGCGUGGAUUGGAACAGCACCAAUUGGAAUCUUCUUAGCACGUUACUUCAAGCAAACGUGGAAAAAUCAACAGAUAUGUGGCAAAGAUGCUUGGUUUUUUUGGCAUACAAUAUUAAUGUUGAUGACUUGCGUGUUAGUCAUUUCAAGUUGCGUAAUAAUUUUUAUUGAUGUCAGAGAAUGGCGAACUUCAAUUCAUGCUAUAACUGGAUCUAUUACUGUAGCGUUGUUAAUUUUACAACCUGUUGGUGCCAUUUUUAGACCGGCUGCAAGUCAUCAUAAGCGUCCAAUCUUCAAUUUCAUUCACUUUUCCAUGGGAAACAUCAUUUAUAGUCUAGCAAUUAUUACAAUUUUCUUUGCAGUUCCAAAGCCAGCUGCUAAUCUUCCCAGGUGGACAUUUUUUAUUUUUAUUGCUUUUGUACUUUUUUAUUUGAUGAUGCAUUUUAUCUUAACGGUCAUAGGAAUUAGUGGAGACGCGAAAAGCAGUGAACGGAACGUAGUUAUAAAUAUUUCCCCAUUUUCUUUAAUCAGCAAAACUCUGUUUUGUUUAAUCACUUUAAUAUUGUUUGCUUUUGCAAUUGCUUUAAUUUUAAUCAUGGUUUGGUAAGGAAAUAUUUGCAUACAGCAAUCAACUUAAUAUAAUACAAAUGAGUUGUUAUUCGAAACUUUAAAGCAUUUAUUUAUACAUUUAUAACCAACCACAUAAUUUGUAAACUUUAAUUUGUUUAUGAUUUAUUAUGAAUAUUAAAGACACUUUAAGUGAUUUAAUGCCUAC